UUGUAUAAAUUGUUUUUAUACAAUGUGAAAGUGGAAAAAAACAAAAACAAAGGUUAAUCAACUAAGAUAUAUUUGUUAUCUGUUAUUUCUUAUUUGGGUAUCGCGAUAAAUAAUGAUAAGAAUGAGUAAUUUUUAGUCUGUAAAUAUUUUUUGUUUGUUUAUCAAAAAAAUUACAAGUUACAUUUUUUAUUUAUUGAAGGAUCUUGUAUUUAACUUAUAUGUACUACUUGUAAUAUUGCGAUCUUGGUAUGAUUUUAAAAUUUAAAUUGAUCCAUUGCGAAAUAAUGCUAAUUAAAGAUCUAUUUGGUAAUAUAUGUAAACAAGAUUCAGUUCAAAAACAGAAUUAUCUAAAAAACUGUCCGGACUGUUAAAUUUCUAAUAUAUUGUUUAUAUAAAAAAGAGUGGGAUAUAAAACAUAGUAAUAAAAAAAAAAUAAUCGGCGAAAUAGAUAUAUUACACAAAACUGUUGUUACUUGUAUCUUUUUUAAUAUCUAUAUAAUACAUCGUUUUAGCGUUACAAUUCCUAGUUUUCUUCAGCUCUUUUCUUACAUGCGAUAGUUCUUAUCAGCGUUAACGUAAAUGAAGAAGUACUGUUUCGCUCACCGAUUAUUUUCCCGUAGUACCAUAAAGUAUAGUAUCAUGCGUAUGACGUAUAGUAUCACGCCAGCACUUGAAUCAGAAAGACACUUGAACGUUUAAACACCGUAGUGGGGAUCUGCAGUCCAGCAGUCGCUUUCAGUCACUUGUGGUAACAACAUCGUAUAUUAGCGCGGUACAUAUAGUAUUUCGAUCUUUGCUUGUGUACUUAGAUUCUGGCAAAAGAUUUUUAAAUAACAUUUUACAAUGGAUUUCUGGUCAAUAGUGUUAUCAUUAGGAAUCGGUGUCUUCGGAAUCCUUUAUCUUUUUAAACAAUUCAAUCUUUGGAAAAGACAUGAAGUUCUUUACAUACCGUUAAUAUCGGUAUUCGGCGGAAUGUUGUCUGUAAUAUUUCGUCAAGUAACAUUCGGCGAUAACUUGAAGAAGAUGUACAACUCCAAUCCGGAUGCAAAAUACAUUGGAAUGUAUCUCACGACAAAACCACUGUUUUUACUUCGUGAUCCAGAACUUAUAAAAGCUAUUCUAAUCAAGAACUUCGAAGUAUUUCCUAAUCGUCGCGGUUUCGGCGAUUUGAACGAGUCUUUAUUUUCGAAGAGUCUGUUCUCUCUGCAAGGAGAAAAAUGGCGGAAUGUGAGAAACUUGCUAAGUCCUUCUUUUACGUCCAGUAAAAUGAAGAAUAUGUUCAUUUUAAUGUCAGAAUGUGCGGCAGAUUUCGUUAAAUAUCUGUCAGAAUUACCAGUGAGUACCAGCGAAAUAAAUAUAAAAGACGCUUUUACUAAAUAUACAAACGACGUCAUUGCUACUUGUGCUUUCGGGAUCAAGAUCAAUUCUAUGAAAGAUCCGGAGAACAAAUUUUAUGUUUAUGGCAAAGAAGCAACCGAUUUCUCGGGACUUCGUGGUUUCAAGUUGUUAAUUUUCGGAACAUUACCGAUUCUCGGGAAAAUUCUAAAUCUCAAGAUUCUAAGUAAAGACGCGUCAGACUUUUUCAGAGACAGUAUACAAACCACAAUCGCUACCCGUGAUGCCGAACACAUUACACGUCCGGAUAUGCUACAGUUGAUGAUGGAUGUAAGAGGUAAAGAAGGUCGACGAGCAUUAGAUAUAGAAGAAAUAGUCGCACAGGCGUUUAUAUUCUUCUUUGGUGGCUUCGACACUACUUCAACCACAAUGUGCUUCGCCGCUCACUCGGUCGCGGUUAAUCCUGAUGUUCAAAUUAAGUUACGACAAGAAAUCGACAACGUUCUCGAAGAGUCGCGUGGAGAAGUAACUUACGAAGCGAUCAACCAGCUGGAAUAUUUAGAAGCGGUAAUAAACGAGACUCUCAGAAUGUACACACCAAUCGGCCUUUUGGAAAGAAUAUGCGAAACAGAUUACGAAUUACCGCCUGCAUUGCCAGGCGAGAAACCUUUCGUCAUGAAGAAGGGUAUGAUAUUUUGGAUCCCAACUCUCGCGAUUCAUUAUGACGAAAAGUACUACGAUGAUCCAGGAGAAUUUCGCCCGGAAAGAUUUUUGUACAAAAGGUAUCACAAUUCUCCAGUUUAUUUGCCAUUUGGAGCUGGUCCGCGUAUGUGCAUUGCCAACAGAUUUGCCUUAUUGGAAGUUAAAGUGUUGUUGUUUCACUUAUUGGCGCGUUGCGAACUGAAACCUUGUGCGAAGACCACAAUACCAAUGAGAUUCAAGAAAGAUUCAUCACUGGCACCGGAAAAUGGAUUCUGGUUGAAUAUUCAACGUAGAAGUGAUACGCAUUCUGAUCUUGAAUCUACAUUAAAUACCGGCAUUAAUUCUUAAGAAUACAGUGUGAACAGGAAAUAAAAAUACUUUCCCUCUAUCAAGAGGGAAAGAGAAAGAAUGAGAUAGAUAAUAGAUAUAAUGAAUUGAUAUAAUUUAAAGAAUAAAAAACCAAAAAAAUUUAAUCUAUUGAGAUAUCAUACUUGUAUUUUUCAAUUACGUGCAAUCGUAAUGAUUGGAAAUAAGAAAUUUUAGUCUUAAAAUAUAUCUCUUUUAAUAUCUUUCAAAAUAAAUACAAGUAAUAUCUUUGAUCCAUAAAAUAAAUUACUUGCGUACAAUUUAUACGAUUUGCUUGUAAUAUUGCGACUUUAGUAUGAUAAUUGUAUGAUUUGUAUACACAAGAAAAAUAACAAAGAAAUAUCACUUGUAUCAAGUGUAUAUAAUAACAGUUUAUAUAUCAGUAAAUAUCAUAUGGUUUAUGGAAGCAUUUAUUAAACGUACAAUUUAAAAACUUUUAUCAAAUUUUUAAACUAUUAUCAAAAACAUAGUCUUUGUUAAAGAUUUCUAUUACUUAAAAAAAGAAAAUAAACUAAAUAAUUAUUUUUCUUAGUAAUAGAAUAAUAUUUUUCUAUGUAUGUACCUUUCAAUUGAAUCUACAUUAAAUACUGGCAUUAAUUCUUAAAAACACAGUGUGAAGAGGAAAUCAAACUACUUUGUCUAUUAAGAGAGAAAGGAAGAGAAAAAGAGAAGAAAUAUAUUAAAUUGAUAUAAUUUAAAACAUACAAAACCAAAAAAGUUUUAUCUAUUGAGAUAUCAUAUUUGUUAUCUGUUAUUUCUCAUUUGCUUAUCGCAAUAGAUAAUAGAGAGGGAAAAUUUUAAUUAUCACAUAUUUUAUUAUUUCUCAAAUAACCAGAAGUAAUAUUUCUGAUUAAUGUAAUAAAAGUUGCAAUCUAUACGGAUUGCUUGUAACAUUGCGACUUUGUUCUGAUGCUAUCUACUGUUGGAUUGCAGCAUAAUGCCAAUACAUUAAAGAUAUAUUUGUAAUAUAUAAAGAAGGAUUAGUUCACGGAUUUCCACAAAAAUUUGUUUGAACUGUAACGUUAAAAAUAUUUUAAUUUAUGUAUAUUAAGGAAGAUAAUAAUGUACCCAUAAUAAUAAAAACACAAAAAUAAUUUGCCACAUAGAUCUUACAAGAAUGUUUUUGUAUCUUUUUCAAUUUUUUCAUAAUGAAAAAAUACAUCGAUUUACAGUA
Messenger RNA from Pseudomyrmex gracilis, 3577 nucleotides. RefSeq names its product cytochrome P450 9e2-like. The record is from RefSeq and is a predicted model, not a curated record. Lineage: Eukaryota; Metazoa; Arthropoda; Insecta; Hymenoptera; Formicidae. The transcript has a single exon. The coding region runs from base 844 to 2385 and encodes 513 amino acids. Gene Ontology annotation, molecular function: monooxygenase activity; heme binding; iron ion binding.